CAAUGCCCUCACGGAAGAUUUAUUCACCGUUCACCGUCCGCACACUUAAUUAUUUGCGAAAUUGCGUUAGUUUUAACCAUUACUCAUUAUUAGUCAUCACGAGUUUACGCUUGUUGUCGGCUUAAGUGCUAACAAUUCUUGGAUAUCUGUACCUCAGACUUGACGUUAGGUAGGGACGUCCAUUUAUGAGUCUGUCGGGCACAGGCACGUCGUUCCUUUGUUACGCACAUAGAUUUUUUUUAAUAAAUUUGUGAAAUUUUCCGACACCACCGCAUCCGGUAUGGCGACCACGAUUUUGAUGGCGGUGCCCACGAAACGCGCGUCCGAAGUGAACAUAGUGAAACCUUUGCGAAAUCUGAUAUCGUCACACUACAACUCGGCUGACAAUCCCGAAGACUACACCGAAGCGAUCAACGAACUCGGCAAACUCCGCAGCCAGGCGCUCUGGAAGGUGUUGGACAAAUAUGAUAACUCUCUUGAACUAAUAUACACGUAUUAUGAUCAGAUAACUUCAUUAGAAUCAAAAGUGCCUCCAUCUGAAGUACAGAUUCCUUUCAAGUGGAAAGAUGCAUUCAAUAAAAUGACAUCAUUCUUUGCUAAUGGAAAAGUCAGUAUAACUCUAUGUUCAUUUGCUUAUGAGAGAAUAUGCGUACUAUUUAAUAUAGCAGCUCAACAAAGUGCAAUAGCAUCUGCUCAAAAUUUAGAGACUGAUGAUGGAUUAAAAAUGGCUGCUAAACUUUUCCAACAAAGUGCUGGUAUAUUUAAUACUUUAAAAACAACAGUUAUGAAUGUUAUUCAACAAGAUCCAACACCAGAUUUAAAUCCAGAUACAUUGGCAAUGUUAUCAUCUCUUAUGUUGGCUCAAGCUCAAGAAGUGUUUAUAGUUAAAGCAAACAUAGAUAAAAUGAAAGAUCAGACAAUUGCUAAAUUAUGUGCACAAUGUGAAGAAUUUUAUGCAGACACAGCAAAAAUGAUGGAGAGAGAAACAGUUAUGAUGUCAUUGGAUAAGGAAUGGACAUCAAAUGUUUAUGGAAAACAGUCAAUAUUUCAUGGUUUGGCCCAAUAUUAUCAAGCAAUGGUUUGUAAGGCUAAUAAAACUAUUGGUGAAGAAAUUGCCAGGCUUAAUGUAGCUAUUUCAUAUAUUAAAGUUGGCCAAGAGCGAUGCGCUCGUUCAUAUUACAAUGACCGUCUAAAUAAAGCUAUACAAGAGUUAACUGAAGCAAAAAAAGACAAUGACUUCAUUUAUCAUGAACGAAUUCCAGAUAUCAAACAUUUAGAACUAAUAUCUAAAGUUGCAAUUGCCAAACCUACUCCUGUGCCAUCAAAGUUUUCAUCCAAAUUUAAAGAUUUAUUUGAAGAUUUAGUGCCAAUGUCAGUUCAACAAGCACUUAGUGCAUAUGAUGUUCGUAAAACAGAACUUGUUAAUUCAGAAAUUGGAAAGUUGAGAGAAUCUACACAAAUAUUGAAUGGAUGUUUGGCGUCAUUAAACUUGCCAGCAGCACUAGAAGAUGUUAAAGGUGUAGGAAUACCACAAUCACUAGUUGAAAAAUCUAACAGUAUACGAAUGAAUGGUGGAGUACAAAAAUUAGAAAAUAUGAUCAGAGAAUUACCAGAGCUGUUGAAACGAAAUGAAGAAAUAAUUAAUGAGUCCGAACGGAUGUUGAAUGAAGAACAAGCAUCUGACGAAUCACUCCAAGCACAGUUCAAAGAAAAGUGGAAUCGCACCAAAUCAAAUGUUCUUACUCAAGUUUUUAAAGUUAACAUAACUAAAUAUCGCGAGAUCAUUAAGAAUGCCAAAUCUGCUGAUAAGAUGAUUCAUGAAAAGUUUGAAACACACAAGCGAGCUAUUUAUUUAUUAUCUGAAGGACAAGAAGCCAUGCAAAAUGUAUUGCCUGUUGGAUCUAGUACUGGAGUUAAUUUUGCCAAUUCGACAGCUGCUGAUAAAUUAAGACACUUAAUGGAAGAGGUGGAAGUAUUGAAAAAUGAAAGAGAUGUUAUUGAAACGGAAUUAAAAUGUGCCACAACUGAUAUGAAAUCAAAGUUCUUGAAUGCUUUGUCUGAAGAAGGAUCUAUCCACGAAGCUAAUUUGUCAACUGAGAGUUUAGAUCAAUCUUAUGGACAUUUAAAAGCUCAAGUUAAUGAUAGUCUUGCUAGACAAGACAAACUUUUAUCCAAUAUACAGGUGGUGAAUACAGAAUUUUGUAGAGAAAAGAGCAGUGGUGGCCAAAGAGAAGCCCUCUUUAAAGAUUUAGCAUCUGGUUAUGAUGUAUUUAAUGAUUUACAAAGUAAUUUAGUUGAAGGAACUAAAUUUUAUAAUGACUUAACUGAAAUUUUAAUCACUGCCCAAAACAAAAUUUCCGAUUUUUGUUUUGCUCGAAAAGCAGAAAAAGAAGAGUUACUUAAAUCAUUAACUGCAGAUUUAAGUAGAGAAAAACCCAUUUCUGUUCCAAUCGCACCUGCUAAAACCCAAAUCCAUGAAUCGCCCAUGGGUGCUCAGCUUCCUUAUCCUAUGCAACCACAGGGUAUGCCCUUACCGUACACACUUCCAAGGACUGGACCAUCUUACCAACCUCCUACGUACAUGUGUGCUGCGCCUAUGCCAACUACAUACAAUCCUUAUGCGACACUUCAUCAUUAUCAGCCACAAAACUAUCAAAACUAUGCAGCUCAAGGUCAACCACAAUAUCCUCCUCAAUAUCCUCCACAAUACCCUCCACAAAAUCAGCAACAGCCACCGUGGUAAAUGUGAAUUUGGUGAAAU
Myzus persicae (green peach aphid) is the source of this 2761-nucleotide messenger RNA. RefSeq names its product programmed cell death 6-interacting protein (gene ALiX). The transcript is spliced from 16 exons. Gene Ontology annotation, molecular function: protein binding. Bases 281 to 2743 code for a protein of 820 amino acids. NCBI's taxonomy places the organism in Eukaryota, Metazoa, Arthropoda, Insecta, Hemiptera, Aphididae. Gene Ontology annotation, cellular component: endosome. The record is from RefSeq and is a predicted model, not a curated record. Gene Ontology annotation, biological process: mitotic cytokinesis.